Messenger RNA from Fraxinus pennsylvanica, 549 nucleotides. The record is from the annotation of a GenBank genome assembly. NCBI's taxonomy places the organism in Eukaryota, Viridiplantae, Streptophyta, Magnoliopsida, Lamiales, Oleaceae.
AUGGCUGCUCAUCCUUGGCAUGACCUUGAGAUUGGACCUGAUGCACCUGAAAUUAUAAAUGUUGUGAUUGAGAUACCAAAAGGGAGUAAAGUGAAAUAUGAACUUGACAAGAAAACUGGUCUGAUCAAGGUUGAUCGUGUAUUGUAUUCGUCGGUGGUGUAUCCCCACAAUUACGGUUUCAUUCCCCGAACGCUAUGCGAAGAUAAUGACCCGAUGGAUGUCCUAGUUCUUAUGCAGGAGCCUGUAGUACCUGGUUGUUUUCUUCGUGCCAGGGCCAUAGGAUUGAUGCCUAUGAUCGAUCAGGGAGAGAAAGAUGACAAGAUCAUUGCAGUAUGUGCAGACGAUCCUGAGGUUCGCCACUACACCGAUAUCAGCCAGCUUCCACCUCACCGACUUCAAGAAAUCCGCCGUUUCUUUGAAGAUUACAAGAAGAACGAGAAUAAGGAAGUAGCAGUGGAUGAGUUUCUGCCUUCAGCUACUGCUACAGAAGCCAUCCAGUACUCCAUGAACCUCUAUGCUGAGUACAUCUUGCAUACCUUGAGGAAGUAG